Staurois parvus is the source of this 518-nucleotide messenger RNA. The record is from the annotation of a GenBank genome assembly. NCBI's taxonomy places the organism in Eukaryota, Metazoa, Chordata, Amphibia, Anura, Ranidae.
AACCCCGGACCCCGCAUUCACUAUAUCCGCUCUCCCCGGACCCUGCAUUCACUAUAUCCGCUCUCCCUGGACCCUGCAUUCACAUUCACUAUAUCCGCUCUCUCCCCCCGGACCCUGCAUUCACUAUAUCCGCUCUCCCCGGACCCUGCAUUCACUAUAUCUGGUCUCCCUGGACCCUGCAUUCACUAUAUCCGCUCUCCCUGGACCCUGCAUUCACUAUAUCUGGUCUCCCCGGACCCUGCAUUCACUAUAUCUGGUCUCCCCGGACCCUGCAUUCACUAUAUCCGCUCUCCCGGACCCUGCAUUCACUAUAUCCGCUCUCCCCGGACCCUGGACCCCGCAUUCACUAUAUCUGGUCUCCCCGGACCCUGCAUUUACUAUAUCUGGUCUCCCACAGUAAACAGAACUGAACCCCGGACCCUGCAUUCACUAUAUCUGGUCUCCCACAGUACACAGAACAUGGAAAUGCAAUUAUUUUAGUAAAUAUAAACUGCUAAAUACCUUCUCUCAUCAGCAAU